This is a messenger RNA of Trametes versicolor FP-101664 SS1, 2614 nucleotides long. Its product is annotated as Neutral/alkaline nonlysosomal ceramidase. Gene Ontology annotation, molecular function: N-acylsphingosine amidohydrolase activity. Gene Ontology annotation, cellular component: extracellular region. The transcript has 24 exons. The record is from RefSeq and is a predicted model, not a curated record. Gene Ontology annotation, biological process: ceramide catabolic process; sphingosine biosynthetic process; long-chain fatty acid biosynthetic process. NCBI's taxonomy places the organism in Eukaryota, Fungi, Basidiomycota, Agaricomycetes, Polyporales, Polyporaceae. The coding region runs from base 331 to 2508 and encodes 725 amino acids.
GUACCGGCAUAUGAUGGGAUCACAUGGGGCAUACCGUCAAUGCCGCUGCGCUGCUUCGCCUGCUGGUCUUCUGUUCACAGGCGAAUGGCGGAGGAGAGGUGCAUGGAAAAGGCACCGGAGGCAGCCAAUCCUUCUCCGCUGUAUUUGGCCGCGUGGCCGACGGGUAACGCAUCACCGAUACGGCGAUAGGCGUCGUUGCCCUCAGCCGUCAGGGCCCCACGGUAACCUUCACGCACGGACCGACGUUCACGUACAUAAACCCUCUGCCUGCCCCGCCGCCCGAGGAUGUACCUCGUCGACCCCUCCAGCCUCGCCCCGAACAUCUGGAGCAUGAUGCGGUCCGCCUUGCAGCUCAUCCAGCAUGGCCUCCUCUGCUUGACGGCGUUUCUUGCCUCGACAAGCACCUUCUCCAAUGGCGCAGCGGGCAUACAAGCGGCCUCCGCCCAGUACCUCUUGGGGCUCGGCAUAGGAGACAUUACGGGCCCAGUGGUGGAGACGAACAUGAUGGGAUACGCAAGUCUCUCGCAGGUGGACACGGGUCUGCAUAUGCGGCAGCGUAGCCGCGCAUUCAUCGUCGCCGAUGCGUCCAACUCAUCCAACCGCUUCGUUUUCAUCAACGCAGACAUCGCGAUGGGUGACACGGGCGUUCGCCGCUCCAUCGUCGCUGCCCUCUCUGCGCAGUACCCAGGGUUGUACACGAACGACAACAUCGCCCUCAGUUCGACGCACCAGCACAGUGGUGUCGGCGGAUACCUCGAGGACCUCCUUCCCCAGAUCACCGCACUCGGAUACGUAAAGGCGGCCGCGGACGCUAUCGUUGCUGGAACCGUGCUCGCCGUUCAGCGCGCUCACAACAGCCUCGCCCCUGGCAAACUCAGCCUGGGGAACACCUCAGUAGUCGAUGGGAACAGGAACCGCUCGCCGAGCGCGUAUCUCGCAAACCCCGCCGCCGAACGUGCGCAGUACGAGUUCGACCAGGACAAGGACCUCACGCUCCUGCGUUUCGAUGACGCGAGCGGGAGCGCGAGGGGCUUCUUGAGCUUCUACGCCGUCCACGGGACUAGCAUCUAUGAGAACAACACUCUGGUCAGCAGCGACAACAAGGGCAUGGCUGCGCACUUGUACGAAGCGUUGAUCGAGCCCAAUGCAAUGCCCGGCAACAACACGUUCGUUGCAGGAUUCGCCCAGUCAAACGUCGGAGACACCAGCCCGAACACCUUGGGCGCAUUUUGCGAGAGUCCCGGCGAGGCCUGGGACGGCCUCGCGUGCGACUUUGAGCAUUCGACGUGCGGAAACAAGACUGAAGACUGCCAUGGCCGUGGCCCCGGCUUCCGCAUCUCCGACUUCGAGUCGAACAAGAUCAUCGCACAGCACCAGGUCGACGGUGCGCAGACACUCAUGGGACAGACGCUCACCCCGGUCUCUGGCCCUGUGAAAUGGGUGCACACCUACAUGAACAUGUCAUUCCGCUCGUUCGCUCUCCCGAACGGAACGACAGUGCAGACCUGCCCACCCGCAAUGGGCUUCUCGUUCGCUGGCGGUACCACCGACGGCCCGGGAGCGUUCGACUUCAUUCAGGGCGAUAACUCGUCUACGCCGCAGAACCCGUUCUGGGAGGUCGUCAAAGGCGCGGUCACGCCUCAGCCCAACCAGCAGCAGAUUGACUGCCAAUUCCCGAAGCCGAUCUUGCUGAACACCGGUUUCGCGCACUUCCCGUACGAGUGGUCACCGAGUACGGUCGACAUCCAGAUGCUCCGCGUAGGACAGCUCGUCAUUCUCGCUAUCCCCGGCGAGCUCACGACCAUGUCCGGUCGCCGUAUCAGGCAGGCUGUGAGGGCCAAGUUGAUUUCGGAGGGCAUCGUGGGCGAUGACGCGUACGUCGUGAUCGCGGGCCCGGCGAACACAUACGCGCACUACGUCGCGACCCCAGAGGAGUACACCGUGCAGCGUUACGAGGGCGCGUCGACUAUCUUCGGAAAAUGGACCCUGGACUCGUACAUCGACAAGUACAGCAGCCUGGUCUCCUUCUUGUCCCCUAGCGCUACAGGCCAGCCGGCAUCCGACCCGGCGCCUCCGGAACAGACUUCGAAGGCUAUCUCCCUGCAGACUGGGGUAGUGUUCGACGCAGCCGGCAUCGGGCGCAACUUCGGCGACGUGCUGACAGAUGUGCGCACGUCGUCGCCGUACACCGCCGGGCAGGCGGUUAUCGCGACUUUUGUCGGUGCCAACCCGAGGAAUAACCUGCGCCUGGAACAGACAUUCUUGUCUGUCGACCAGCUUGUGAACGGCCAAUGGAAGGCUGUGCGGUCUGACUCGCACCCGUCAACGACGUACCAGUGGACAAGGACGAGCACCAUCAUUGGUACGAGCACGGUCAACAUCACCUGGGUCAUCGAGGACAACACGCCCUCCGGCACGUACCGUCUUACCUACUUCGGCGACAGCAAGCCUCUGAUCGGGGACAUCUCUCCCUUCGUCGGGCAUUCUUCCAACUUCACGCUCUCGUGAAGACCUCGCGCUCUUUUCCCUCUUUGGACUUUGUAUUCUCGACCACUGUAUACCCAUCGAUGUCACGUCUAUGAUGUUCAAUCCAUCCGCUGUGCAUCAGUGUAUC